AUGAUGCUCCAACCUCGAAUACAGCCGCGCGCGGUGUGCACAUCCUGCAAAACUCUCCUCUCCAGUUUCGCCAGACUUCCAGCACUCAGCACCAGAACCUACGCCACGAGAACCGAAUCCACGAGCGCUUCAUCAUCCACUGCAGAUGUCACAGCAUUCACUCCCGCCUCCGCCGGGCCUAUGCGCAAGCAGAGCGGCUUCCAAUUGAGAACAUACAAGCCACGGACGCCCGGUCUUCGACAUUUACGGAGGCCCAUCAACGAUCAUCUCUGGAAAGGGAAGCCCUAUGCAAAGCUCACGUUUCCAAAAAUCGGUCAUGGCAAAGGUGGUCGCAACAACACUGGUCGCGUGGUCAUGCGACAUCGGGGAGGAGGCCACAGGAGAAGAAUCCGGACGGUCGACUUUACACGCAUGGAGCCAGGAAAGCACCUCGUGGAGAGAAUCGAGUAUGACCCUAACCGAUCUGCGCAUCUUGCGCUUGUGGAGAGCGUGAAGACGAAGAAAAAGAGCUACAUCAUCGCGGCGGAAGGCAUGAGAGCGGGUGAUGCAGUCGAGUCAUUCAGGUUAGGCAUUCCACGCGAGCUUCUGGCAAGUAUGGGAGGCGUGAUGGAUCCUGGUAUGCUGGCAGCCAAGACUGCCCUCAGAGGAAACUGCUUGCCGCUACACAUGGUUCCUCUCGGAACACAGGUCUACUGCGUCGGCUCAACGCCCGGCAAAGGAGCAGUUUUCUGCCGUAGCGCAGGCACGUACGCGACCGUCAUCGCCAAGGAAGAGCACGGCAAGAAGGUCGUGGACGUCACCGUUCGACUUCAAAGUGGUGAAGUGCGCAAAGUCAGCAAGGAUGCCUGCGGUACUGUCGGUGUCGCCAGCAACCCUCAUUGGCAUUUCAGGCAGCUUGGAAAGGCGGGACGAAGCAGAUGGCUCAACAUCAGACCAACCGUUCGCGGUGUGGCUAUGAACGCAGUGGAUCAUCCUCAUGGUGGUGGUCGUGGUAAGAGUAAGGGUAAUGUGCAUCCAGUGUCGAUCUGGGGUACACCGGCAAAAGGUGGGUACAAGACGAGAAAGAAGAACAACCCGAACAACUACGUUGUACAGGAGAGAGUACGAAAUCAAGGCAAGCGCAGGUCGAAGAAUUAG
Fulvia fulva is the source of this 1137-nucleotide messenger RNA. RefSeq names its product 54S ribosomal protein RML2, mitochondrial. Gene Ontology annotation, molecular function: structural constituent of ribosome; transferase activity; RNA binding. NCBI's taxonomy places the organism in Eukaryota, Fungi, Ascomycota, Dothideomycetes, Mycosphaerellales, Mycosphaerellaceae. The record is from RefSeq and is a predicted model, not a curated record. The transcript has 2 exons. Gene Ontology annotation, cellular component: ribosome; large ribosomal subunit. The coding region runs from base 1 to 1137 and encodes 378 amino acids. Gene Ontology annotation, biological process: cytoplasmic translation.